GCGCACUGAAGCAUGCAGAGGACCUGGCCUUGAAGUCAUCGAGGCUUGCACUGUACGGUGUUGCAGUGUCAUGGGAUCUUGAAGGGAAGGCGGUAGAUUUAGAUUUGCAGGCCGUGGUAGUUGAUGAACGAGGAUGUAUAGUUGAUGCGGUGUACUACAACAACAUGAAGGCACUUAAAGGAUCCCUAACUCAUUCUGGUGAUGAGCAGACGGGUCAGAAGGAAGGUUUCGACGAGCUUAUAUGGGCGAAUCUGCCGAAGCUGCCAGAGAACAUCAGGUUGUUGAUCUUCGUAGUUGCCGCGUACAGCGGCGGCAGUUUGCGUGAUGCCAAGAACGGAAAGCUGCACGUGCUGGAAGGGAACAAAGACUGCCAGGUGGCAUGCUUUGCAUUGGAGCAAAGCAUCUACGCAGUGGACGCUGUUGCAUCCAUUCUUCGUACGGACAGUGGCUGGCACAUGCAGAUCAUUGAAGAGCCGGCGAGAGAAGGCCGUCACUUCAUCGACAUCCUCGAACCAGUGCUGGGGAACAUCAUCCGUGCUGCAAUUCCGGGAGCCCCCAAGCGCCAGAAGGUGGCUUUUGCAAUGGAAAAGGCAUCCGUCGUGGAUUUGCCACAAGCUGAAUCCCUCGGAACCGUGCAAGCUUGCCUAGGGUGGGACGUGUCCCCCGAUGCUGGUGUUGAUGUCGACUUGGACGUGUCUGCAGUUGUUGUGGGUGGUGACGGGCAGGUCAGGGGUGCCGUCUUCUUUGGCGAGCUGGAGGGCUGGGCCUUGACACACAGUGGGGAUAAUCUCACGGGCGAGGGCGACGGGGAUGACGAGGUCAUCACGGCCAAUCUUCAACGAAUUCCGGCGGACAUUCAUCAAAUCGUUUUCGUGGUUAAUGUUUACACUCGUGGAGUUACGUUUGAGAAGGUGUCGAACGCGUAUUGCCGCAUAUUGGAUUCAUCUGGUGAGGAGAUGGCUCGCUAUGUAUUGCGAGAGGGCCGCGGUGAGCGAGGGCUUAUUAUGGCCAGACUGUUCAGGGAGGGUGGUGGAGAUGGAGAGCGAUGGGGGUUCCAGGCCCUCGGCAGCUUUUGCAAGGGUCAGACGUGGAAGGAUUCAGUUCCUGACAUCCAGGCGCUCGCCCGAAAAACUGCAAGACAGCUGCAGAUGCGUUCUGGCACAAUGAGCUUUGCGCAGGACUCAACCAGCGAACCUGCAGUUGUCGCCACUCCAAUGAAAUCGGAGGACUCGCCGAAGUCUGGUGCGUGCGAUGUCUUCGCCUCAGUUUUCAGUUUCGAGUCUUUGUCUCUGUCACCUGACUCGAACGUAGAUCACAAUUUGGAAGCAAUACUCUUGAAGCCCUGGCUCUACGAUGUACAGAGAGCCUUCCACAAAGUUCGCAAUGCAGGCUCCCUGUUCCCGCGUCUUGUGCUUGUUGUCGUCGUGUCACUGCGUUUCAUCAUCUCAAACUUCGCGUCCCCGGAGGACUUGGUGACCUGGUGGCAGUGCCAAGCAUGUCAACUUUUCUGGUAUGGUGUCUUCUCCCACAGGUACACCAAAGGGGAGUAUGAGCAGCUAGACGCAGCCUCUGGCAGAGGUGUCGAUUCACCGGAAGUGCCAAUGCGGCGCUUUUACGAAGUCUGCAUGGUGUUCCAGCACAAGACGGACAAAAGAUUUGCGUUUGACGAGCAAGAAAACGAGUUCCACCGGGCUCUGCCACCUGCUGGGCCAGAGGAUCAUACCAAGAUGCAGGCGGACACAGAAGGCAAUCACAUGCUCUACUGGCUGGAGAACAAUGAAGACAGCUAUGUAUCAACAACUGUAGUUCCGAAGAACAUGUGCGCGACCCGUGCACAAGGCAAGGAUAGCGCCAGGAGUGCCCUGCUCCAGCUGCGUGCCAAAGGCAGAAUGCUCCAAUUGAUGCAGCAGCCUACGCGGGACUUGUGGCAGAAGGUGCCUGGCUACACAUCAGAUGAGGACGAGGAACUUGCAAGCCGCGAGCCCACACCCUCGCAGUUGGAAGGUCGGCUGGCAGAGGUGUUGCUUGCGGCUUCUAGCCGUGGCUUAGACCGUCCCAUGAUGCAAUUUCGACCAGUGCCAUUCUCUGGCAGCAGGGCAUGUUCACAGAGUGGGGCGAAGAGUCGCUCCCCUGGCGUGCCAGCAUUCCUGUUGAACGCCGCGGACGCCCCUCUCCUGCAAGAGACGUUCCUUCACAACGGUAUGGUUCCAACCCUUGGGAACGACUAUGUGAUCCAGUGGUCUGGACCCAACAUCAAAGAUGCUGUAUACCAGAGUAUGACUGAAUGGCAAAGGAUAAACCAUUUCCCCGGUUCAACAGAGUUGACUCGAAAGGAUCGCCUCUGGCAUCAUUUCGCAGAGAUGGCGCGAAACUAUGGUAAACAGUGUUUCGAUUUCGUACCGGAGACUUACGUGCUGCCAGAACAGUUUGAUGAAUUUCUCACAUGUUACCAGAGGACGAGAUGCACUUGGAUUGUCAAGCCCAACUCGUCUUCAAGAGGUAGAGGAAUCUUCAUCCUCCAAGAUCUGUCAGAGCUUCCUGUCGACGAGACGGUUGUGGUUUCACGGUACAUCAUGAAUCCACUGUUGAUUCAAGGCCUCAAGUUUGACCUGCGAGUUUAUGUGCUGGUGACUUCCUUCGACCCCUUGAAAGCGUAUAUCUAUCGUGAAGGACUGACUCGCUUCGCGUCGGCACCUUACAGUACAGAAGCGGAUCACAUGCAGGACGCCUUCCGUCAUUUGACAAACUACUCAAUCAACAAAAACUCGUGCACCUUUGUGGAAAAUAGUGACCUUCGCUGUGACAAUGUUGGCCACAAGUGGAGCUUGUCUGCAUUGAACAAUCACCUGCGUUGUGUUGGAGUGGAUGUUGAUCUCAUGUGGACUCGCAUCAUGGACUUGAUUGUGAAGACGUUGAUGUCGGUGGAGCCCGCGAUCAGCAACCGAACGAGACAAGUUCUGGCAGGCAGGGAAAACUGUUUCGAGCUCUACGGGUUUGACGUGCUGGUAGAUGAUGAACUGAAGCCAUGGUUACUGGAGGUGAACCUAAGCCCAAGCAUGCAAGCAGAAUCCCCACUUGACUGGCAGAUCAAGAGCUCCUUGUUGGCUGACACCUUCAACAUUGUGGGUGUGAGCUCGCCGGAGAGGGGGACCCCGAAAGACAGAGCCCGGAAUCAUGCACAGCCCUGGAAGCAGGCAGGCAACGGGAAAGGUGAAUGCGCGAAGGAGGACAUUCCCGUCGAUGAGAAUCUGCCACCCGUUGUUCUCAACGCGCUACCUGACUCAGCUCUGAAGAUGAUCGCCAAGUCCAUCGGCGAGCGUGCGCGAUGUCGAAACUUCGUCUCCCUUUAUCCGACGCGUGCAGCCGUGAAGCGCUAUGGCAUCAUAUCAGAGGGCCGCAUGCAGCCCGGAAGCUUUUCUCGCAGCGGCUUCCCCACUGCACCUCUUUCGCUGUCGCAAAUCUUGGCUUCGAUUCUUUAUGGACCUGCCCCGCUGCGGUCGGCGACGGAGAUGAUCAGACCCGAUCUGCGGGCCGAGGGGUCUCGGGUUGAAGACAAGAAAGAAGCUAUGCAAGCUGUGAGGGCCUUGCCAGAGGGCAGCACUCAGAGAGAGUGGCAUCGACCACGAGCUGUAGCGGACAAGGAGAGCAUCCUGGGACCCAAGGAGCCCUUGUCCGGACAAGUACCUGCUGUUCCUGUGUCACCGCUCCCGCCCAGCGUGGCAGACCCUGGCAGCAGCUUGGAGGACCGAGAGUACGCGCUCAUGGCUGCCCGCCGCACACUACGAAGCCUGUCAGGAAAGACUUCUCGAUCAAAAGCCGAUCUUCAGCCGGAGGAUUUGGGCCAGGCUGACGAAAAGCCCCUUCCCAUCUCUUCGGUGAACAUGGCCUCUUGCCUCUUGCUGAUGGAGUACCUUAUGCGCAUGGAGGCCGCUUGCGACAAUUUGGGACCUUCCGCGUGCGCCCGGCUGGCUCGGAGUGCGUCUUACGCGCGGCUGUCCAACUUCCAUCGGCAGCUCCCCAGUGCAGCCAAAGCGUUCAACGACGCGAGUUCAUCCAGUUCAAGUUCGUCCGACAGCCCACAGGCGAAGGAGGGCAGUCUCAUUGAGGAUCUUGGAAAUGCAUGCCGAGACAGCCUCGACGUCUUGGAAAGAUUCGCUUGGCAGGAGGCUCCCACUGACUGGGAGUUGCACGAAGAGCGAGAUAGCAAGCCUCGGGACAAUCUUCCAAGCAGUCGGGCGAGGAUGCUGUCCAAACGACUCCCAAAGGCCUUUGAGAAGAGCAAGGAAUGCAAGAAGCUGCUCAAGGUUCUGCCAGAGCUUCGAGCGGCUGACUUGGAAAGCCUGCUGCGUGGGCAUGCAGCUUCGGGCUUGCCGUCCAGCAAUGAUGACGUCUGCUCCAUGCUGGAGUGUUUCAGGACAUCCGAGGAGCAGGAGGACGGGAAGGACUUUCAGCGGUCCUUGCCGGGUGGUCUCUGGCAGGCGGCGUCAUCGCCGAACCUGGCGCGAGCCAAUUCGCAAGUCUUGCCCACGAUUGGCGCAGAGUCUCGGGGCGGCGGAUGUGACAGAGGCGAGAUACCUUGCGGCCCACUGUCGGAAAUCCUCACUGCAGCUGCAGCAGCGCACGUCGAGCCAUGUCGGCCUUGUCGACGACCUCACCUGUCCGGGCGAAGAAGCCCCCCCAAGCACAGAGGCUUGAGCAGGUCGAGCUUCGCAUCCUGGCCUAGACUUUCGAGUGCGAAGUCCUUGCCUCCCGCGGCAGUGAUGAAGGAAGUCACGGCGUCCUUGGCAAACCGCAUCGUCAUGCCAGUACCCAACUUCAUGUCCACGGGCAUCCGGCGCCGAUCAAAGCCUCGAGCCCUGCCAGAGCUUCUGCCCGAGGUACGAGUGCCCGCUGAAGGGAGACAUGGCAGCAGAGAUGCCAGUACCUCCCCGCGGGAUUCCUCAGCCGCUCGAGCAGCUCUGACUGCGCGGUUUGACAUCGAGCUCUGCUUGUCGUGCGAACCCGGAAUGUGGAAGCAACAUCGGGAAUCUAUCUUAAAGACUUUGCAGAACUGUGGCCUCAACCUGUACUGCUUCUACAGCAGAGAUAGAGAUCAAAUCUUGGUAAAGAUCGGAGCUGGUGCGCAGAAGCUUCGAGACACCGCUGCAAGGAAGCGAUACAAGCUUCAGCUUAAGAAGGAGUAUCUGAGUGCCUUUGCCGAGUUCCGGCACGACUAUCCGGGAAGGCCGGAGUUCCGCUUCGCCGACCGGCGUAUCAUCUCACACAUUUACCAAACACACACCGAGGACAAUUUGGACGGCAGCGGCAUCUUCAAGACGGUCGACAAGAUCCAGCUGAUCUCCCACAUCAUCCAAUCCAAGGACAAAGACUGUGCAGGCAUCAAUGUAGCGAAGCUCUUGCACCAGAAAGAGGUGAAGGCUUUCUUCCCAUUGCAUGAACAGUCUGUCAUGGACAAGAUCAAGUCGCUCCAGUUCAAAUGGUUCUGGCCUGAUGAAGAGCAUGCAAACCGGCUGCGGGACUACUUCGGUGACAAGAUCACCUUUUACUUCUUGUGGAUGGCCUUCUAUGUGAAGUGGCUCUCGCCGCUGGCGUGCCUAGGCCUUUUCCUUCAAUUCAUUGACUGGUGUGCACGGACGCCCGACAAUGUGACGGCGAUCCCUUUUUGCGUACUGAUGAGUAUUUGGUCCCUGUGUUUACCACACUUCUGGCGCCGGCAAGAGGCCAAAUGUGCCAUCAGCUGGGGAUCCAUGGACCUGGUCGAGCAGCUUGAGCCCCACCGGCCAGAGCACACGGGAGAACAGCUCAUUAACCCUGUGACUUCGCAGGCAGAGCCACACUAUCCGCUUUCCAAGCGCAUCUUCAAGUUGCCGGUGCUUUUGCCUGCUUUUGCUCAAAAGGAAGCUAAAAAUGCUUUGGUAGGUGGUCAUGGAGAGUUUAGAUGGCGGCACUUGCAGCUUUGGAGUGGACAUGAGCGCCAGUCCGAGUCUCAUCGCCGAGACGAGUCCCUCGGCUCCCUCUGCUCUCUCGGCCUCGCCAGAGGCAGAGCCGAUGCAUGCGGAGCUUCUCCGCCUACGUGA
Molecule: messenger RNA, 6077 nt
Organism: Symbiodinium necroappetens
Lineage: Eukaryota; Dinophyceae; Suessiales; Symbiodiniaceae
Source: the annotation of a GenBank genome assembly